This is a messenger RNA of Melanaphis sacchari, 738 nucleotides long. RefSeq lists its product as uncharacterized. Gene Ontology annotation, molecular function: nucleic acid binding. The transcript is spliced from 2 exons. The coding region runs from base 50 to 700 and encodes 216 amino acids. NCBI's taxonomy places the organism in Eukaryota, Metazoa, Arthropoda, Insecta, Hemiptera, Aphididae. The record is from RefSeq and is a predicted model, not a curated record.
UGUGUAUGUCUAGUUAUUAAGUACUCUUAUAAAUUAUACGUUUUUAAAUAUGAAUAACGCUGAAAAAGUUGAGUUGGUUUUAAUUUAUGGUGAAUGUCAGCGUAAUGUACGCCUAGCCGCUGCGACAUAUGCCGAACGAUACCCAGAAAGAUACCAUCCACCAUUUAAUUAUGUUUUACGACUUUUACAAGGGUUAAAUCAGGAAGGAAGAUUUCCUGGCAGACAAAUGAACCAACAAAGGCGAAGAGCAAAUAUGUUUGAUGACGAUACAGAAUUACAGGUACUAGCAUACAUAAGAACUAAUCCACGUUCGUCAAUUAGGCAUGUUGCUCGCGAAAUUGGAGUUUCAUAUGGUUAUGUCCAAAAACAAGAUGGAGCACCAGCCCACAAUGCAAUUAUUGUUAGACGACAUUUAGAUCAAAUAUUUCCGAAUCGCUGGAUUGGAACUUUUGGCGUCAUUCCUUGGCCUGCACGAUCCCCAGAUUUAACGCCAUUGGAUUUCUUUUUAUGGGGUUAUUUGAAGACUGUGGUUUAUGCAGAUCCACCUGUCAAUCUUCAGGACUUAAAAAACAAAAUACAAGCAGCAUGUGAUAUUUUAAGUGAAGAACAAAUCAAGGCGGCAACUUCGACUGAAUUUUUGAGGCGACUUGAAUCAUGUUUAGAACAUAAUGGCGAAAAUUUUGAACAAUUCAUAAGAUAAAUGUAUUUAAUACAUUUUAUUUUUUAUUUAAUAUUAAU